This is a messenger RNA of Coregonus clupeaformis (lake whitefish), 1734 nucleotides long. RefSeq names its product protein eva-1 homolog B-like. The coding region runs from base 785 to 1333 and encodes 182 amino acids. NCBI's taxonomy places the organism in Eukaryota, Metazoa, Chordata, Actinopteri, Salmoniformes, Salmonidae. The transcript has 3 exons. The record is from RefSeq and is a predicted model, not a curated record.
GCUUCCACACUGUGGCAUGGCCCAGAGCUAGAGAUAACCUGGCCUCUGUGUGUGUGAGCUAACAGGACACUCACUACAUCACAAGUAUACCUCAGACUGAGUGUAAGUGUGCAGUGCAUGUAUGAAGAUUUGGGAAAGGCAAUUAAUGGUGUUUUGGGGUUUACUUGCAGUACAUUUUAGGGGUGUUUUGGGUUUCUGUCAUGUCAUUAAUGUUACAGACUUGUGAAUUUAUAUGCCAAUGGUAAAUGCUAAUCAAGCUCAUCACUCCUCUCUCUCUGUCUCUCUGGAAACAAACACCUCCCUUUUGACAGCGUGUCUCUCUCUCUCCUACCUCUCUGGAAACACCUCCCUUUUGACAGCCUCUCUUGGCCCAGGUUUGGCCGGUCCUCUCUCUCUGAGUAGAGGGAGUGGUGGUGUAGCACAGUUGAUGUUGAGGAGAGAGGCAGCACAUGUGAAGGCUGUUCUCUAACUGACUGUCUCCAACUUUACAGAGAGGCCAGGUCAAGCACCGCUGAGCCUUGGAUCUUUCCCAUCUUAACCAGGAGUACAACAGCCUGAUCGGACUAACUGUUCCUACUCCUCUACGCCUCUGAGAUCCUAUAAUAUCUCCUCCACUUUUUUUCACAGCCUGUGGCAAUAUUUGCUUUACACAUAGAUGGACAUAGAAUCAUUGUUGGAUCUGUGGAUUGACUGUGAAGCCACAAAUUCAACUGACUUUAUCAAGAUUAAGGUCCUUGUAUUGGAGACAGGCCUGGAACUGACACCAUAGAGACCUAGAGAUGUGAUGACCAGAGAAGUCGGCAAAACAGAAGAACUUGUAAUAUUGUUGAUGAAUGGUGUCAACCAAACAGAGGUCAAAAUGGAACCAAUUAGAAAAGACAUGGAGCUGCUAAGUAACAGCAUGGCGACCUAUGCUCACAUCAAAGCCAACCCAGAGAGCUUUGCUUUGUACUUCAUGAUGGGUGUGUGUUUUGGCCUGCUCCUGGCCCUGUGCCUCCUGGUCACCGGCAUCGCCUGUAGCACCCGUCGUGGUCGCACCAAGAACAAGAAGGCUCCCCCCUCCCCAGAAAGGAGACAACUGAAGUCUAGCGAAGAAGAUGAGGAACAGGAGAACGUGGAUGUGGAAGACGGGGAGGAGGUUGAGAUCCCUAAAGUGACUGUGGUGCCCAUGAGCAACCAAUCAAACGGUACUUUGAGGAGUGUGAACGUGUUUGCGUCGGCGGAUGAGCUGGAGAGGGCGAGGCAACUGGAGGAGAGGGAGCGCAUCAUCAGAGAAAUCUGGAGAAACGGGCAGCCUGAUAUACUGGCCACUGGGACAGGGACCAUCGGAUAGGGACACUACCUCUAAAGGAACUGAAGUGACUUAACAUUUUCCUAACCCUGGUUUAUCUACUACUGCAGAGGACUUUAUUGGGCAGGCAUAGAUUUACCUUCAUCUUUUCAUUCAAUGUGUUGUUGUUUUUUUACAAAUGUAUUUCAUUAUCAUUCAUGUAUGACUAUGACAAGUGUGUUGCACAAUACAAUGUAUGCUUUUACAUUUAUACUUCAAUGAGUAUCCAGAUACAUUUUUUAUUUUGGUAAUAAAAAGUUUAUUUCAUAACCACUGGACAUAAAUUAGUAACUUGAAAAAUACCCCAGAUUGAUUUACAAUGCAGACAGCUUGGAGAAACAACUACCAAUAUCGCUGUCUCAACAUGUAUAAUGUUAACAUUUGCUUAUUAUUAUUGACUCACA